This is a messenger RNA of Schistocerca serialis cubense, 3152 nucleotides long. RefSeq names its product polyphosphoinositide phosphatase (gene FIG4). Lineage: Eukaryota; Metazoa; Arthropoda; Insecta; Orthoptera; Acrididae. Gene Ontology annotation, cellular component: intracellular membrane-bounded organelle. The record is from RefSeq and is a predicted model, not a curated record. Gene Ontology annotation, molecular function: phosphatidylinositol-3,5-bisphosphate 5-phosphatase activity. The transcript is spliced from 15 exons. Bases 124 to 3093 code for a protein of 989 amino acids. Gene Ontology annotation, biological process: phosphatidylinositol dephosphorylation.
UAUAGUUUUGAAGUAAGAUCUUUGUGGGAACCGCCGUACCUGACAGAAGCGAAACAUAAUGUUGUGACACUGUGACAGUCGGGUCGGGUUAAUGCGUUGAAGGUUGAAAGAUAGUUCGGCAGAAUGGCGAACAAAAGUAUUGUCUUUCACCCUAUAAUUAGUCCCAUACAGAAAAUAGCACUGUAUGAAACCAAGUCUAGAUUCUAUUUAAUGGGGACAAAUAAUACACAAACACGAUUCAGGGUGUUAAAGAUUGAUCGUAUGGAGCCCAGAGAACUGAUUGUUGUAGAUGACAAAGUUGAAUAUUCUCAAGAAGAAAUAAGAGAUUUAGUAACAAGAAUUGAUGUUGGCAACAGAACACGUGUUGGACAGAGGCUGAGCAGUAAUGGGGUAGCUCGUAUAGUUUCAGCAUUUGGGAUUGUUGGGAAUAAAGUAAGUGAAGAUGAAGUUGCAACAGAAGAUGUAAACACAGACAUUAUAAAAGAUUCCAGGACACAUCAGUCAAAAGUUUCCCUUUGGCAGUCAGUUUGGAAGCGUGAUGUUUUCCCACGACUAGUGCCAGCAUUUGGGUUACUUGGUUUCAUAAGAUUUCUGGAAGGCUAUUACAUAAUUUUAAUAACAAAAAGACGACUUGUAGCAGUUAUAGGACAUCACACAAUUUACAAAAUAGAAGACACUAGCAUGAUAUACAUUCCAAAUGAUGGUGUAAGAAUCUCUCAUCCCGAUGAACCAAGAUAUGUUAAGAUGUUUCAAAAUAUUGAUUUGUCCAGCAACUUCUACUUCAGCUAUAGUUAUGACAUAACACACACACUGCAAAGCAACAUGACUCCGCCACGUAGUGUUAUUCCAGACCAUGAAAGUUCUGAGAAUGGUGAAGGGGUGUUUGACACAAAGGGUAAGUCACACCAGUUUUUUGAGUCUUCGUCUUUUGCUGCCAGUGAUGAAAUACAAUCUGCUGCAGAUUACUUCUCAGUCUGGUCUUUUGGUGAACAAAAUGCAAGUGAAAUUCUGAAUGAUGUUAAAAAUAAACCUAAUGAGGGACAUCCUGAAGUUUUAAACUAUGGAGUCCGGAACAGUCCCAACUACAGAUUUGUGUGGAAUAGCUAUCUUCUGAGUAAAGUAGAGAAGUCUCUGCAUCCAGAUUGGAUCCUUUAUGUAACACAUGGCUUUGUGGGGCAGUCAAAUAUAAGCAUCUUUGGAAGAUCUGUGUACAUCACUCUUAUAGCGCGAAGAUCAAACAGAUAUGCAGGCACAAGGUUUCUUAAGAGAGGAGCUAAUUUUCAAGGUGAUGUAGCCAAUGAAGUUGAAACAGAGCAGAUUGUUCAUGAUUCAGGGCUGUCCUCCCUGAUUUUGGGCCAUUUUAGUGCCUUUGUUCAACUUCGUGGUUCCAUUCCUGCUCAGUGGAGUCAGGACAUUAGCAAAAUAGUUCCUAAGCCUGCCAUCAGCUUUGACUUGAGUGAUCCUUUUGCUGAAACAGCAGGUGAACACUUCAAUCAAUUGUUCCAGCGUUAUGGUGCUCCAAUAAUAAUACUGAACCUUGUAAAAAAGAGAGAGAAGAAAAAACAUGAAAGCAUGUUGAGUGAAGAAUUUAGUACAGCCAUUGCCUAUUUAAAUCAGUUUCUACCUCCUGAUCAUCAAAUACAAUACAUUAGUUUUGAUAUGGCACGCAUAUUUAAGGGGAAAGAGGCCAACGUAAUGGGGCGUCUUGGUGACAUUGCCCACACAACUGUAUGUAAAACUGGAAUAUUUCACAAUCAGUCGCCAUACUACACUCAGAAUUCUCAUGCAAUACUUGGUCUUGUUGAUAAGAAUGAACUUAGUUUUGGAAGACGCCUUCAAACUGGUGUCAUUAGAGUGAAUUGUGUUGACUGUUUGGAUCGAACCAACACUGCACAGUUUGCCAUUGGGAAGUGUGCAUUAGGAUUUCAGCUGUGUGCCUUGGGUGUCUUGGAUGCACCACGUAUUGAUUUUGAUUCGGACUGUGUGCGUAUGUUGGAAGAACUGUAUGAGGACCAUGGAGACACAUUGGCAUUGCAGUAUGGUGGAUCGCAACUAGUGCAUCGCAUCAAAACAUAUCGAAAGACAGCACCAUGGACAUCACAAGGCAAUGAUAUAAUGCAAACCUUGAGCCGUUAUUACAGUAAUACAUUUUCUGAUGCAGAGAAACAACAUACAAUCAACCUGUUUCUGGGGUUAUUUGUACCUGAUGAGAGUCGGCCUCCUAUAUGGGAAAUGGCAACUGACUACUAUUUGCAUCACAAGCUAGACAUUCCAAAUAAACGUGCACGCAGCCAGUGGUGGGAUACAAGUGCAGUGCAGUUCCUUCCACGUGCAUAUGAAGAAGUGAAUAAACGCUGCCGUCAGUUAGUACCCAUUUCAAGUCCACAUGAUGAAGCUGUUGACAGUUAUGCUGACUAUUAUCGCCCCCAUGAACUGAGUGUACUGUGCAGCACUUUUGCUUUCAAAAUUAGCCAUUCUGUAAGGGAUUUUAUGCCAAAUUUUACAACAAACUUUAGUCCAUUUGCUGUGCGUGUUCGACCAGGACGCCGCAGAGAAGAAAUGGGAGCCAAAGGAAGUUCUAUGAAAAACCCAUCUCUCUCUGGUCAGAGCUCUAGUAGUUCCACCACAUCGAGUGCAAGCUCAACAUCAGAUACGGAAGAGUCAGAAGAAGAAGAGCAUCGAAGUGACUCACAACCUACACCCUCCAAAGACAGUUCAUCAGACUACAUUACUUUUGAGACACUUUUUCCACCAAUGAGACAAGUUUACGGGAUGGAAAUUGAAAAUCCAAAGAAAGCUGAUAUUGCGCUAUACAAAAGGUUUGCUAUGUUGGGAUUACAUGCCAAUAAUGUGGAGUCAUCACAGCCAUCAAAAUCUGUGCGUCUCAUACAGCAGAGUGCAUUUUCCUUGGAUUCUUCAGUGAAAGUUUCUCCACCACGUGUAAGCCGUCCAUCAGUUGAAAUUUAUAAACAAUAUGUGAAUCGUGGGAAGUUUGGUGCUACUGAUCCCAGCCCUACAGAUCUUAUGAAAUAUCAGAACUUUGUCAACAAUACUGUCUUGAAUAGUAAUAGCUGGGAUGACUCUGUAUAUUGAUGAGCUGGAGAGAGAGAGAGAGAGAGAGAGAGAGAGAGAGAGAGAGAGAGAGAGAGAGA